This is a messenger RNA of Aplosporella prunicola CBS 121167, 993 nucleotides long. RefSeq lists its product as uncharacterized. The record is from RefSeq and is a predicted model, not a curated record. NCBI's taxonomy places the organism in Eukaryota, Fungi, Ascomycota, Dothideomycetes, Botryosphaeriales, Aplosporellaceae. The transcript has 3 exons. The coding region runs from base 1 to 993 and encodes 330 amino acids.
AUGAAGCUCGACGAUGCCGUUGCAAAAGCCAUUUCCGUGGACCCAUCUGCCGCCAGCGUCUCAUCCGCCGGCGGCGGGGGCAUGUCCUCGGCCUCGACCUCGAAAAUCACGGCAACCCUGCCAGAUGGCACGGAGAAGCAGUUCUUCAUGAAGACAGGCAAGGGCAAGGAUGCCGCAGUCAUGUUUGAGGGCGAGCACGCCUCGCUCAACGCCCUGCACUCGUCGGUCCCGUCUCUGUGCCCACAGUCCUUUGGCUACGGGCAAUUCGCCUCAGACCCCUCGACCUCGUUCAUGGUGACGGACUUCCUUCACCUGACAUCGCGGCUGGCAUCGCGCGCAUCGGGGAGCACGGAGACGCUGGCGCAAAAGCUAGCGAAGCUGCACACGACGCCGGCGCCGGUGCCGGCGGGCUACGACCGCCCGAUGUUCGGGUUCCCGGUGACGACGUGCUGCGGCGACACGCCGCAAGAGAACGGGUUCAAAGCGAGCUGGGCAGACUUCUACGCCGAGCACCGGCUGCGCUUCAUCCUGCGGCAGAGCGAGGCGAAUAAUGGAAAAGACAAGGAGCUGCACGACCUGGUGGAGGCGACGGCCUCGCGCGUCGUGCCCCGGCUCAUAGGCGACGAGCACCUGAACGGCGGCAAGGGCGUGACGCCGGUGGUGGUGCACGGGGACCUGUGGAGCGGGAACGCGAGCAGCGGGACGAUAGGCGGGAAGGGGGGCGCGGUGCAGGAGGUCGUGUACGACCCGAGCGCGUGCUACGCGCACAGCGAGUACGAGCUGGGCAUCAUGAAGAUGUUUGGCGGCUUUGGCGGCGCCUUCAUGAACGAGUACCAUGAGCUUUGCCCCAAGACGGAGCCGCAGGAUGAGUAUGCGGAUCGCGUCGCGCUUUACGAAUUGUAUCAUCACCUUAACCAUCACGCGUUGUUUGGCGGAGGUUACCGGUCUGGCGCUACGAGCAUCAUGAAGAGCUUGGUGCGGAAGUAUGGUUGA